AUGGCCAUACAGUCCAAGCUCGUUUCAUUGUUGGCGCUUGCCAGCGCCGCCAACGCGGCGUCGCUCAAGGAUGUUAAGCAUGUUGUCAUGCUGAUGAUGGAGAACAGAUCAUUCCAGCAUUACUUUGGCACCAUGGCCGGUGUUCGUGGUUUCGCCGAUCCUAAUGUUCAGGUCAACCCUGAUGGCCGCUCUGUUUGGUACCAAAAUCUGACUGGUGUCACUGACGAGGCGGAUUGGCUUCUACCAUACUACCUUAAUUACCAGGGUGGAGAGGAGUCGGCGAACAAGAGCCAGUGUCUCUGUGCUGGUGCCAAUAACUGGAUUCCUACCCACCAGUCUUUGAAUGAUGGUCUCAACAACGCGUGGGCGCAGAUCUCUACACCUCAGUCUUGGGGUUACUUCAAGCAACAGGAUAUUCCCUACCACUUCAAGUUGGCCGAGUCCUACACGAUUAGCGACGCGUAUCAUGCUGCAAUUACCAGUAACACAGACCCGAAUCGUUGGUUCUGGCAGUCUGGUACAAUCAACGUUCCUGGAGGAAAGCUGCCAAUAGAUGCUGGUGGAGUUGUGCUAGACAACAACCAAAGCCCUGGUUGCUGGGGUGAGAACCUCGACUGUCUUCCCCUCCAGUGGCCAGCAUUUGCCCAAUAUCUCGACGAAGCUGGCAUUGAUUGGCGGUCGUACCAGGAGUCUUGGGACUGGGCAACUAACAGUGGCUUGUUCUACUUCAAGGCUUUCCAAGACGCUCCCGUGAACUCAAGCCUGUACCAGCGAGGCCUUGCGUUCGACGGUGACAAUGGCCUCGACGCAUUCAAAGCUGCCGCUGCUAACGGCACUCUGCCUGCUGUCUCUUGGGUUUUCCCUCCUGGUUCCCUGCAGGAGCACCCUCCCAAGACUCCUAAGGAUGGUUCUUGGUUUAUUGACCAGAUCGUUUCGUCAAUCAUUGAUGGCCCCAACUACAACGAGACCAUCUUCAUGCUCAACUACGAUGAGGCUGGUGGCUGGGGUGACGCUGUUAAGCCCCUUCUUCCUCCUGAGGGAACCGCUGGAGAAUGGUUCGAGGAUCCUUAUGGAGAACUCGGAUAUACCUACUCUGGACCUGGUAUCCGUAUCCCACUGAUCAUCGUUUCUCCCUUCACCCGCGGUGGACAUGUCUUCACCGAGCGUGCUGAUCACAGUUCGAUCCUCCUCUUCCUGGAGCAAUAUUUGGCCGUCAAGGGUUACAGCAACAUCACUGUUGAGUCGCAGAUGUCUGACUGGCGACGCGAGCACAUGUCCAACCUCCUGAACGCUUUUGACUUCGAGAACCCUGAUUAUACUAAGCCAGAGCUACCCAAGCCUGAUUACCCAAUGACAAACUCCGAUGGCAAUAUCAUUGGUAUGUGGAGUGGCUUCUGCAGCGGUACCUAUGGUGGUAGCUGCUCUAGCGACCAGUAUGUUGUAGGAAUUCCCUAUGGCAAUCAGACAGAGGAGGAUGCUCUUUUCUUUGAGGACGGUUUCAAGGGUCUACGUGGAAAUCUGCUAGAGGGCCACUACGUCGUCUUCGAGUCCAAUGGUUUUGCCAUCACCAACCCUGGCUCCGGAAACCAGUUCACCACUACUGCCGCUACCGCCCAGCACGAGGACAUCCACCAACGAUGGGUCCUACACCAGCUCGCUGACGAAGGUACCGAGUUCUACGUUACCAGCGCCGUGGAUGGCAAGUACAUCUCCCAGCAUACCAGCUUGGCCACCCUGAAGAGCGGCGCUGAGACAUAUAACAUCACUUACCUCGGCGGUGGUAAGUACGCCCUCCAGAAGGAGAAUGGCAAGUACCUUAACAUCAACGCCGAUGGAACCAUCUCCAUUGAUAGUUCCACAACUGGCCUUAGCGGAUACAGUGUGACCUAUCAUUCGUAG
Molecule: messenger RNA, 1899 nt
Organism: Phaeoacremonium minimum UCRPA7
Lineage: Eukaryota; Fungi; Ascomycota; Sordariomycetes; Togniniales; Togniniaceae
Product: putative non-hemolytic phospholipase c protein
Exons: 10
Coding region: 1-1899 (632 amino acids)
Molecular function (GO): hydrolase activity, acting on ester bonds
Source: RefSeq, a predicted model, not a curated record